AUAUGCUUCUCGUCCGCAUCCUCUUCUUACAAGUUUGGCUCUUCUUCCGCUCCCGCACCGCAACACAAGCGUGAGCGAUUCGAUGGAUGAAAGAGUCCAGUCGCCAAUGAAGAACGUUGGGACAAGAUUGCCAUGUCAAAGAUACAGCUGCCUCCUCCUGGUCAAGCGCAUCUGCAGCGUUUGAACGGGGACACAGCCUGGCUUCUUUCGCUUCCGACCUACGACGACUCGGCGCAUGAGCAUUGCUCGCAAAGCGGUAUCUUUACGCUAGCCAUAGAUCCCUGGCUGCACACUGCAGGCUCCACCUCCUAUCAUCCCAAGUUCAGCAGGGAAGUGAGGGCGGUGCAGGCUGUGGUGCCGUCCAUCGAAGCGCUGGACGAGCAGAUCCACGAACUUGUCAGGCUUCGCUCGACAUCUGCAGCACGCGAUGAAGCAUCGAACGGACUAGACGCUGUGCUCACUGCUUUCGAAUUCACCGAUCAUGCGCAUCCCGAGUCUUUAGCAAACAUACCCGCACGAAUAGCCCUUUUCGCUACGCAAAACGCUUCGAAGCACGUUCACGAUCUGGCCUCUCGACAACCUGUUGUCAUUCCAGUCUCCUCGUGGAAUCAGCGACCAAGCUGGGAUGAGAAGGUCGAUUCGAACCUCCCGCAGAACGUUCAAUUGCUCACAAUCCCAGCUCGAGAAGGGUGGCAUCCAGCUUGGCCGCGUUUGCACAAUGCGCUCCUGAUUCUGUGGAGGCAACGUUUCACCUCUUCCAAGGAUCAAGGCAGCGCGUGGAAGGAGCGAUACCUGCUUUACUCUCCUCACGGCAUCGAAGAGACUUCUGUACCUCCUUGGCUCACACAGAUCGAAUGCGCAGGAUAUCUGACAGGGUGGGAUUCUCAUCGCAUUCCUUUGAUUCUGGGCGACAAGGUGCAAUUGGGUCUAGAGCCGGCUCUUAGGAUCAUCAGCAAGACGCGAGCCUCACGUCUGAUCAAUACGCACGACGAGCCCAAACACGCCCAAGGUCUCAUCUCGUACCUGUCCAGGAUCCAGCCUUUGGGCGGUCUGUCGGUGGAUGAAGCAUUGCGCAUCAAGCGUGGAGAUCCAGACGAUCAGAGACAAGAGGCAGCCCAGAGCAUCUUGCGUCAUCAUCUUGAGCAGAAGGGUUCUGAACAGGAGGACGACAAGACUUGGCACCCCGUCGCCUUGGCUUUGGCCGCUGGAGCAAUCAUUGAACUCGAUUAAGGCUCGCAGAGCUGCCUGACACCUCGAACAGUCAUACUUUGUUGCUCGACACCAUCCGUAGAUCACUGCAACUUGAAUCCAACCCUUGUAUACCCCUCGAAACCCAAUGCUUGUCUAUAGCCACCCACGCUUCAGUGCCUUUCUUGCUUCAUAGCGCUAUAUAUGAUUGCUCGUCGAC
Molecule: messenger RNA, 1408 nt
Organism: Ceraceosorus guamensis
Lineage: Eukaryota; Fungi; Basidiomycota; Exobasidiomycetes; Ceraceosorales; Ceraceosoraceae
Exons: 3
Coding region: 133-1230 (365 amino acids)
Source: RefSeq, a predicted model, not a curated record